UAGACGUCUGCCUGUUUUCCCUAGAUGGUGGGCAUGGGGAUGAAUGGACGUCCUCAUGAAUCUAUCCGGUACAGCGGCUUGGUAUUAGAAACCAAACUCUUGUCACUCGCUCAAUGCAGGGUGGAUGAUGAGAAUGGAUUUCUGGGAUGACGGCUUGGCUCCCAGGACUGAAUCAGCGACACGAUGCAAAAGUUUGGAGAGGCGGAGGUUGAGAUGGUGUGCCUCAAGUCUAAAAGGUCUUUCCUCUGACCAUGCAUGGAGGCCCCUGCUCCCUACUCUCCUCUGUGUCUCGGCAGUGGUCAUUUAUAGCCUAGCUGACAAGCUGCGUGACUUUGUGGCAGGCGUCUUCAUCCCUCAGUACCACUAUCCAUACGCAGUGGCUCUCUGCUUCACUCAGAUCUGGUGACUCUAAAGCAUUACUCGAAGUGCCUGGGCGAGAGACUGCUGGUGCCAGCUAUCUGUGACAGUGCCCAGGCUGUGAUGGCCAUGUGGGCCAGGGCCAACAGUUCCAAUACUGGUCUCUUCGCUGUCACAACACGCCUGCUGGCCCUGUUAACUAUUGGCUGGAGCCAUGGCCUGAAGCUGGCGGUGCCACCUUCCAGCCACAUCACUGUUAUCAUUGCCAUCCUGAGUGGAAUAUCUGUCAUUAUCACAGCCUCACAGGGCCUGCCAGACAUGGACCUUAUGGAGUAUAUAUACGCGCCGCUUGGCCUAAUCUUCCACAGUCUGGCCUUGACCUGGAUAGCCAAAGUCUCUGAGGUCGAGCACUGUCACUCCCCUGAAGCUCGGGUGUCUGUGUUCAAUGUCUACUACACCCACUUGGUCAACCAGAGCUUGGUGUUGGGCCCUCUGUGCCUGCUUCACCCAGACGGUCCACGGCAGGUACUGAGUCACAGCAGCUGGCAUAGCCUGCUGUUUGAUGGAUACCUGCUGGCCAUACUGCUGCUGGGGAUGAUGCUGAAUCUCCUCACUGGCCUGACCGCUCUCCAAUUCUCUCCGUUUGCUGCUGCACUGCUGCACUCAGCACGGGAACUGACACAACCAUUUCUCAAGCUCCUAUAGUUUCACUCUUAAUUUCAGGGACUGCAAAAUUGCACAAUGACAGUAUUGGGUAUAACAUAUAUGCCACAGUUGUAGCAGGAUGCAUUGCUAUUGAGGUGAUAAGGUACGUAGGCCAGGACAAAGUGGGCUAACAUCCUGACAGGAAGCAGGAAAUGAGACACAUUUUUUGGUCAGUCAAGCUUUUCUAAUGUGAAAAAUACUGCAAUUUUACCAAACUUGGAAAAUUAACUGUAAUGCUGCUCAUUUUCUAAAAGCAGUGUUUUAUCUUACUCAGUUGUUUUUGUUUCCUAUUUUAAUCUGGUGUCCCAUAAUACAUAAUUUUGGACAGUAAUGAGUUUCAUCCAAUGCCUUUCUGGAAACCUCCCAUUUUGAGCUUUUUCAUGUGAAAGAUUAGACUUUUCACAGGGCCUUGACUUG
This is a messenger RNA of Lampris incognitus (smalleye Pacific opah), 1479 nucleotides long. RefSeq lists its product as uncharacterized. Bases 481 to 1062 code for a protein of 193 amino acids. The record is from RefSeq and is a predicted model, not a curated record. The transcript is spliced from 5 exons. Lineage: Eukaryota; Metazoa; Chordata; Actinopteri; Lampriformes; Lampridae.